GACGGCCGCCGGAGGUGUCGUCGGUGUGGUUCGCGACUGGGCCUGAACGUGCCGAGGGUCUUAUCCCGGGAAGCCUGAGCCAUGUCGAUUGAAAUCGAGUCCUCGGAUGUGAUCCGACUCAUCAUGCAGUACUUGAAGGAGAACAGUUUGCACCGGGCCUUAGCCACUCUGCAGGAAGAGACCACUGUGUCUUUGAAUACCGUGGACAGCAUUGAGAGUUUUGUGGCUGACAUUAAUAGUGGCCAUUGGGAUACUGUUUUACAGGCUAUACAGUCUCUGAAACUGCCAGACAAAACCCUCAUUGACCUGUAUGAACAGGUUGUUCUGGAAUUGAUUGAGCUCCGUGAGCUGGGUGCUGCCAGAUCUCUUCUGCGACAGACUGACCCUAUGAUCAUGUUGAAACAGACACAGCCUGAGCGCUACAUUCAUCUGGAGAACCUCUUGGCCAGGUCUUACUUUGAUCCUCGAGAGGCAUACCCAGAUGGAAGCAGCAAAGAGAAGAGAAGAGCGGCCAUUGCCCAGGCGCUCGCUGGGGAAGUCAGCGUCGUGCCUCCAUCUCGUCUCAUGGCAUUGCUGGGACAGGCACUGAAGUGGCAGCAGCACCAGGGGUUGCUUCCUCCUGGUAUGACUAUAGAUUUGUUUAGAGGCAAAGCAGCUGUUAAGGAUGUGGAAGAAGAAAAGUUUCCCACACAGCUGAGCAGGCACAUUAAGUUUGGCCAGAAAUCCCAUGUGGAGUGUGCUCGGUUUUCUCCAGAUGGUCAGUAUCUGGUAACUGGGUCUGUAGAUGGCUUCAUUGAAGUAUGGAACUUCACUACUGGAAAAAUUCGGAAGGAUCUUAAGUACCAAGCCCAGGAUAACUUUAUGAUGAUGGAUGACGCUGUCCUGUGCAUGUGUUUCAGCAGAGAUACAGAAAUGUUAGCGACUGGGGCUCAAGAUGGAAAAAUCAAGGUGUGGAAGAUUCAGAGUGGACAGUGUUUAAGGAGAUUUGAAAGAGCGCACAGCAAAGGUGUCACCUGUCUGAGCUUUUCUAAGGAUAGCAGUCAGAUCCUUAGUGCCUCUUUUGACCAGACAAUCAGAAUUCAUGGUUUAAAAUCUGGAAAAACACUGAAGGAAUUCCGUGGCCAUUCCUCCUUUGUUAAUGAAGCAACAUUUACACAAGAUGGACAUUACAUCAUUAGUGCGUCUUCUGAUGGCACUGUAAAGAUCUGGAAUAUGAAGACCACAGAAUGUUCAAAUACCUUUAAAUCCCUGGGGAGUACCGCGGGGACAGACAUUACUGUCAACAGUGUGAUCUUACUUCCUAAGAACCCGGAGCACUUUGUGGUAUGCAACAGGUCUAACACAGUGGUCAUCAUGAACAUGCAGGGACAGAUUGUCAGAAGCUUCAGCUCCGGUAAGAGAGAAGGUGGUGACUUUGUCUGCUGUGCCCUCUCCCCCCGCGGUGAAUGGAUCUACUGUGUUGGGGAGGACUUUGUGCUCUACUGUUUCAGCACAGUCACUGGCAAACUGGAGAGAACUUUGACAGUUCAUGAGAAGGAUGUGAUUGGCAUUGCCCAUCACCCUCAUCAGAACUUGAUUGCUACCUACAGUGAAGAUGGACUUCUAAAACUCUGGAAACCGUAACACUCUCGGCCAGCUUGGAAGCAUGUCCUUCAAUGAAGACGUACUUAUGUGUCACUCCCCCACCCCCGCCAAAGCCAGCUUUUCUAAGCAAAUGAACUGUCUGAACUAGCCACAAUAAUUUUGUGAGAAUUCAUGUCUAAGUAGCAGUAAUGCUUUUUUAAAAAAUGUAUUUUGAAGGUAAUUAGUUUAUCUGCUUUAACUGGGGCUGUCACUUAAUGUUUUCAUUAAUCUACCUAGAGUGAAAUUCUGGCAUUUCUAGAAAAAUAUUAUACUCCUUUGAUUAUCUAAAUGUGCCUCCUAUUCUAGAACUUGUAAAUAAGAACUACCCCAUAUUCAAUAGGUUUUUUUUUUUUAAGUUAAUAAACUUUACAUUUU
Messenger RNA from Ochotona curzoniae (black-lipped pika), 1998 nucleotides. RefSeq names its product SMU1 DNA replication regulator and spliceosomal factor (gene SMU1). The coding region runs from base 82 to 1623 and encodes 513 amino acids. Gene Ontology annotation, cellular component: precatalytic spliceosome. NCBI's taxonomy places the organism in Eukaryota, Metazoa, Chordata, Mammalia, Lagomorpha, Ochotonidae. The transcript is spliced from 12 exons. Gene Ontology annotation, molecular function: protein binding. Gene Ontology annotation, biological process: mRNA splicing, via spliceosome. The record is from RefSeq and is a predicted model, not a curated record.